GGGCCUUUUCAUUCAGGCACCUUCCAGGUCUCCUAGGAUGGGGUCUUUUAAGCUGCGCUUUUUUUGUAGGCGUUUGUCAUCUUGGUUCAGACCCAGGAAAGCAGCGGCGGCGGUGGAGGCGCAGACUUCGUUAUAACGCAGAAUCAUCGCAGAAUUGAAGGAUGGCGUCUAUGUUGAUGAAUUCUCUGAGGACCUGCCCGGUGAACUCCUCCAGGGCGCUCCAGUUUGCAACAUGGGCUCUCAGCGCAUCCGCUCCGCUGCAGGCUCAAGCAAAAAGUAAGAAGACUCUGUCCAAGCCUGGAGUGAGGAACGUUGUUUUGGUGGAGGGUGUCCGCACACCGUUCCUGCAGGCUGGCACCACAUACGCUGACCUGAUGGCUCAUGAUCUGGCCAGAGGCGCCCUGCAAGGUCUGCUGAACAGAACUGCGUUCCCUAAAGAAGCCGUGGAUUAUAUUGUCUAUGGAACGGUCAUUCAGGAGGUGAAGACCAGCAAUGUGGCCAGAGAGGCUGCACUGGGAGCCGGAUUCUCAGAUAAAACUCCAGCUCACACUGUGACUAUGGCCUGCAUCUCCUCCAACCAAGCCAUGACUACAGCCGUGGGCUUGGUCGCCUCCGGUCAGUGUGAUGCAGUCGUGGCCGGCGGAGUCGAGUUCAUGUCGGACGUCCCGAUUCGCCACAGCCGUAAAAUGAGGAAGAUGAUGCUGUCGCUAAACAGGGCGAGGACGCUCGGGGCCAGACUGUCUCUGCUGGGAUCUCUUCGCCUCUCGCACCUCGUACCUGAGCUCCCUGCAGUGUCUGAAUUCUCCACAGCAGAAAUGAUGGGUCACUCUGCUGACCGUUUGGCUGCUGCGUUCGGCAUUUCCCGGCUCGACCAGGACGAGUUUGCUCUGCGCUCCCACGUGCUCGCUAAGAAGGCGCAGGACGAGGGUCUGCUCACUGACAUCGUCGACUUCAAAGUGCCUGGAAAGGACAUCGUCUCCAAGGACAACGGUAUCCGGCCCAGUACCAUGGAGCAGAUGUCCAAACUGAAACCCGCCUUCAUCAAACCGCAUGGAACCGUCACUGCUGCUAACUCCUCCUACCUGACCGACGGCGCCUCUGCUGUGCUGAUAAUGUCAGAAGAGAAAGCGCUCGCUAUGGGUUACAAGCCUAAAGCGUACCUGAGAGAUUUUGUGUACGUAUCCCAGGACCCUAAAGACCAGCUUCUGCUGGGCCCGACCUACGCCAUCCCAAAAGUUCUGGAGAGGAGUGGCCUGACGCUGGCUGACAUCGAUGCGUUUGAAUUCCACGAGGCGUUCGCUGGCCAAGUUUUGGCUAAUCUGACCGCCAUGGAGUCGGACUGGUUUGCUCAGAACUGCAUGGGCCGGAAAGCUAAGGUGGGCGCCCCACCGAUGGAGAAGUUUAACCUGUGGGGUGGAUCGCUCUCUCUUGGACACCCGUUCGCCGCCACCGGCUGCAGGCUGGUUACUAUGGUAGCCCACCGGCUUAAGAAAGAGGGGGGGCAAUACGGGCUGGUGGCAGCAUGUGCUGCAGGAGGACAGGGCCACGCCAUGCUGGUUGAGGCCUGUCCUCAGUAGGACCGGACGUGACGUGGCAUCAUCUGUAACUAACAUGCAUAUACACACACACACACACACACACACACACACACACACACACACACACACACACACACACACACACACAUACAUACAGACGCAAUGCAGGGCAGAUCCUGUACAUAAUGCACCGUAAUGCCUUGAGAGAGCACGUCUGAGUGUGAUCUGAAUGUAUGUGCUGAGGCUGAAAUCACAGGGGCGACUAUAGCAAGAGGAUCUUAUUAGCAGUUAUACGCUCUUAAAAUGAUGGUUCUUAAGGGUUCUUUAGUGAAGGAAAUGGUGUAUAGAACCAUGAACACUCAAAAACUUUGCAUGAUUUUCAUUCAAUAUUUUUCAGAUCAUGCUGAAUUUGCUGAUGAUGGCUAGAAGCCUUUUCAUAAACGUUCUAUGUAGAACCAUUUUCUUUACUAAAGAACCCUUGGAGAACCUUAUUUAAGUGUAUAUCGUGCUGACUCUUCUGAAUAUUGUUUUUUUUUGACUGUUAUAACUCUGUGAUCUCAGUUCAAACUCCUCUUUUAAGAAUUGCAUUGAUGGUUGAUUUGCCGUUGUAUCAGAUUCCUGAUUAGCUUUAGCUCUUAAUAUAGAGUCUAUAAUCAGGCCUAAGAACUAAGGAAACUCACUCAAGCUCGCAUGUGUUGAUGCCAAGGCCGACUGUUUCCAUUGUGUCUUUAUUUUCUUUUUCUAGUCAUUUUCGCAAAUAAAUAAAUAAUUAAUUUAAAACUGCA
Pygocentrus nattereri (red-bellied piranha) is the source of this 2323-nucleotide messenger RNA. It is a transcript of the gene hadhb, whose product is annotated as hydroxyacyl-CoA dehydrogenase trifunctional multienzyme complex subunit beta. Lineage: Eukaryota; Metazoa; Chordata; Actinopteri; Characiformes; Serrasalmidae. The record is from RefSeq and is a predicted model, not a curated record. The transcript has 16 exons. Bases 162 to 1577 code for a protein of 471 amino acids. Gene Ontology annotation, molecular function: acyltransferase activity, transferring groups other than amino-acyl groups. Gene Ontology annotation, biological process: fatty acid beta-oxidation.